Molecule: messenger RNA, 216 nt
Organism: Theileria equi strain WA
Lineage: Eukaryota; Apicomplexa; Aconoidasida; Piroplasmida; Theileriidae
Product: mitochondrial ATP synthase F1 subunit epsilon, putative
Exons: 3
Coding region: 1-216 (71 amino acids)
Biological process (GO): proton motive force-driven ATP synthesis
Molecular function (GO): proton-transporting ATP synthase activity, rotational mechanism
Source: RefSeq, a predicted model, not a curated record
AUGUGGAGAUCUGUGAACGCAUCGUUUUCAAAGUAUUCCAUAGAAUUAGCUCAGCUACUCUGCAGGUGUCUCAAAGAUCCGCAUAGAGAUAAAGCUCUUGCAAGGUAUAAGCUACAUUUGAAACAAACCGACUACACUAAUGGAGUGGCUCAAGCACCAGUAUUCCAUACCGAAUUUAAGGAGCCUACCAGCUCAAACAAGGGCUCUUCCCAAUAA